Protobothrops mucrosquamatus (brown spotted pit viper) is the source of this 4334-nucleotide messenger RNA. RefSeq names its product N-ethylmaleimide sensitive factor, vesicle fusing ATPase (gene NSF). The record is from RefSeq and is a predicted model, not a curated record. Lineage: Eukaryota; Metazoa; Chordata; Lepidosauria; Squamata; Viperidae. The coding region runs from base 1 to 2205 and encodes 734 amino acids. Gene Ontology annotation, cellular component: Golgi stack. Gene Ontology annotation, biological process: SNARE complex disassembly; intra-Golgi vesicle-mediated transport; Golgi to plasma membrane protein transport. The transcript is spliced from 20 exons. Gene Ontology annotation, molecular function: ATP binding; ATP hydrolysis activity.
AUGCAAGCUGCAAGAUGUCCCACAGAUGAACUCUCCUUAACCAAUUGUGCUGUGGUCAAUGAAAAGGACUUUCAAUCUGGCUUGCAUGUAGUUGUGAAGACCUCACCCAAUCACAAAUAUGUUUUUACACUGAGAAGUCAUAUAUCUGUUGUCCCAGGUAGCAUUGCUUUCAGUUUGCCACAGAGAAAAUGGGCUGGCCUUUCUAUUGGGCAAGAAAUCGAUGUUUCUUUGUAUAACUUUGAUAAGACCAAGCAGUGUAUUGGCACUAUGACUAUUGAGAUAGACUUCCUGCAGAAGAAAAAUAUUGACUCAAAUCCCUAUGACUCAGACAAAAUGGCAGCAGAGUUCAUCCAGCAAUUCAAUAACCAAGCAUUCACAGUUGGACAGCAGCUUGUAUUUACCUUCAAUGACAAACUUUUUGGCUUGUUGGUCAAGGACAUUGAAGCUAUGGAUCCUAGUAUUCUUAAAGGAGAUUCUGCCACAGGUAAAAAACAGAAGAUUGAAAUAGGUCUUGUUGUGGGAAAUAGUCAAGUUGCAUUUGAGAAGGCUGAGAGUUCUUCUCUUACUCUUAUUGGCAAAUCCAAAACUCGGGAAAACCGUCAGUCUAUCAUCAACCCUGAUUGGAAUUUUGAGAAGAUGGGUAUUGGAGGUCUUGAUAAGGAAUUUUCUGACAUAUUCCGAAGGGCGUUUGCCUCUAGAGUAUUCCCACCUGAGAUUGUGGAACAAAUGGGCUGCAAACAUGUGAAAGGUAUCCUCUUAUAUGGCCCUCCUGGCUGUGGUAAGACCCUUAUGGCCAGGCAGAUUGGCAAAAUGCUGAAUGCCAGGGAGCCAAAAAUUGUGAACGGGCCCGAAAUCCUUAACAAAUAUGUUGGAGAAUCAGAGGCCAACAUUCGCAAGCUCUUUGCAGAUGCUGAAGAAGAACAGAAGAGGCUUGGGGCAAAUAGUGGUGUUCAUAUCAUCAUCUUUGAUGAAAUCGAUGCUAUCUGCAAACAAAGAGGGAGUAUGGCCGGCAGCACUGGCGUCCACGACACUGUUGUGAACCAGCUCUUGUCCAAAAUUGAUGGUGUUGAACAGUUGAACAAUAUCUUAGUAAUCGGUAUGACCAAUAGACCAGACCUGAUUGAUGAAGCACUCUUACGACCUGGACGACUGGAAGUGAAAAUGGAGAUUGGCUUGCCUGAUGAAAAAGGUCGAAUGCAGAUUCUCAAUAUCCAUACAUCAAGGAUGCGAACCCACCAACUGCUGGCUUCAGAUGUGGAUAUUACAGAGCUGGCCGUAGAGACAAAGAACUUUAGUGGUGCUGAACUUGAGGGUCUGGUUCGGGCAGCCCAAUCCACAGCUAUGAACAGACAUAUUAAGGCCAGCACUAAGGUGGAAGUUGAUAUGGAAAAAGCAGAAUCUCUACAGGUGACAAGGGGAGACUUUUUGGCUUCACUGGAGAAUGACAUUAAGCCGGCAUUUGGGACCAAUCAGGAAGAUUAUGCAAGUUAUAUUAUGAAUGGCAUUAUUAAAUGGGGUGACCCUGUUACUCGGGUGCUGGAUGAUGGGGAGCUUCUUGUUCAGCAGGCCAAAAAUAGUGAUCGUACUCCCUUGGUCAGUGUUCUUUUGGAAGGUCCCCCACAUAGUGGGAAAACAGCUUUAGCUGCAAAGAUUGCAGAAGAAUCUAAUUUCCCCUUCAUCAAGAUCUGUUCUCCUGAUAAGAUGAUUGGCUUUUCAGAAACUGCCAAGUGCCAGGCAAUUAAGAAGAUCUUUGAUGAUGCUUAUAAGUCCCAGCUCAGCUGUGUGGUGGUGGACGACAUUGAACGGCUUCUUGAUUAUGUUCCAAUUGGGCCACGUUUCUCCAACCUGGUGUUACAGGCUCUUCUGGUAUUGUUGAAAAAAGCACCACCUAAUAGCCGCAAACUCUUGAUCGUUGGGACUACUAGUCGCAAAGAUGUCCUCCAGGAGAUGGAGAUGCUUGAUGCGUUUAGCACUACUAUCCAUAUUCCCAACAUUGCUACUGGCGAUCAUCUCAUGGAGGCCCUGGAGCUCCUGAGUGUCUUCAAAGAUAAGGAACGCAGCACUAUUGCUCAGAAUGUCAAAGGGCAGAAGGUCUGGAUUGGCAUCAAGAAGCUGCUGAUGUUAAUUGAGAUGUCACUGCAGAUGGAUCCUGAGUACCGGGUGAGAAAAUUCCUGGCACUUCUACGAGAAGAAGGAGCCUAUUGAGAAUAAUGUCUGAGGCACAACUGGCCUGCGAAUUUGCAUGCAGUUCCCCUCUUUGGAUGACCAUCUCUGUGUGCCACCACCCAUUCCCCAAGACCUGCCUAUCCUUGUGGCUGUUGCACUCUCUCUCUUUGCAGUAGUCCACUGGAUUUAGAAUGAAGCUUGAACCUUGUUAAAGGCUGGUGACCUGGAAAAUAGCCAAGCAGAAGACUGCUUCUCUGGGACCUUCCUCCAUGUGGCACGUUUGGACAACUGCAUAAUGCUUGGUUCUCUUCAGAAACUCUCCUGAACUUUUUUUUUGCAUGUUAGAUACAACUAAGUACUUCACCUUUGUCUUUGAUAUCCUGGUGUAUUGUGACAAAUCAAACUUAUUCUAGAAUAACUGCUUUGUUGUAUGCACCCACUUGAUUGAUAUUGGUGCACAAGCAAAGGAGUGGAAAUAUGCCAUGUGCAGACUACAUACAUUAAUGUUGAAACUCAGGCGUAAAAUAUGGGGAAAUCCCUCCAUUCUUAGCUUACACCAAUCCAGUGUGAAAGCUAAUAACAGUCUGCAUGGUUAUAAACACUUGGUGUUUAUUUUUCCCACCCCAAUCUUGUUAAAUAGCUGCUUGUUCUUGUAGAUUUGUCCCAUAUUGUGGCGUUUCAGACUCCUCUCAAGAAAAUACAUAUGUGGUGUAAAGCCUCUCAUUUCAGAUGAAUUAAGCUCCAAGGGCUGCUUUCUACCUAGAUUUUAGGCAAGAUUAACUGCUGGCCUGCAAGCACACAUCAGCAUUUGCAGUGGCUCAGCUAGUUGAGGUCCAAUAGAAUUUGAUCACCAGCUACAGAAGCAACAGUGGAGCAUCUGACAUGCCUAAACUAUGAACAGGCAGCAAGCUGCCCUUGAUUCCCAUAACAUUUUGAGAACAUUCUUAUCUUUUGUCACAUUGACCCUUACCUGCUACAAUCUGUCUCCUUUAUGGAAAUGUUGCACAGAGUUAUUUUUAAGAGAUCUGUCAAGUAUGCAGUUGUAAGAUGUUGAGCUCAUAAUGUAUCUUCUUUCCUUCCUCUGCCACUUAGCAAGUAGCUUAUUGACAUUUAAUCUCAGUCACUGUGGUUGGCUGUUGUCUGCUGUUGGCCUCAUAUUCUGCAUAGUAGAAAUAAGGGAAAAGCCUAAUUUGCCUUUUCCAGAAGUGUUUUCCUGUGAUUUUUGGUGUACAAUGCAAUAUUGAAUCAGUGAGAGCAAUAGGCUGCUAUUUAGAAUGCUCAAUCACUUAUUUCUUAUCAUUCCAUCCUUUAGGGUAAGCACACUGACCAACAUCCUAAAGAAUGUAGUAUGUACUUAAAUUGGAGCCAGUUAGCUACCUAUCAUACUAAUUAUAUCACACCUUAUCCUUGCCUAUCAUAUAAGUAAUUUGUUUGCAAUUCUUGUCAAAGGGAGUUGCCUAAUAGAAUAGGAAGUAUGAACUAGAAGGAUGCAGUUGAGUUUAAGGUCUUCUAAAUAGCUAGAAAUAGAAGGAAACUAAAUGCAUAGCUGUCAUUCCCUCUUGCAACAAAACAUUUAUUGGCUCUUAAGCUCUUUUUUAGAAACAGUUCAUUGCAUGUAACCCAUUUACUCACAUUCAACAAAUGGGCUACUCUAUUAUUGGCGUGGUUCCCUUUCCCUGUUUCUCCAAGUUGCUAAUUUGGAAGAAUAAAAACAGUACUUGACAUCUUCCAAUUCUGUGCUAAAAAAGACAGACCUGCAAUGUUAGAAACUGCUGCAGUGUAUCUGAACUAUAAUGGAUAUUUAUUUUACUAUGGAUUAGAAUUGUCUCUUAUUCAUAUUUAUUGAUUUUCUGCCAUGAACUGUAAUGUGUGAAUGUCUGGUGGACAUGUAAAGACUUCCAUGUUUUGUAGGUGAUAUGAUUGAACUGCUUUCAGCUAGACUUUUCUCUGCUGUCCUCCCAAACUCCUCCCCCCCCCUUUCCUUCCAUUUUUCAUUAAAAGCGAAGCAUUCAUAUUGUAUUCUCUUGGAUCAAAUAAUAUAAACAUUUUUAUUGUGGGUUCUUUUGUCCAAAGCUAUACUGAAAAAGAAAAAUACAAAUAUAUAUAUAUAUUUUAAAAGAUUGAUUGUAUGUUAAAAUGCAGGAUGCAAUAAAAAGGCACAAAUGUUU